GACAUCUAACGAGGGGCCGCCACCGCUGCAGUUUUGAAGUUUUUGCAGAACAAAAAGUGGUUCUCGACCGCGAGUGAGAGGCCGUAUAGAGACUGCACACUGUUUUAGUUCUUAGUGCUUCACUAUGAGCGUGGAAGACGUCAGGAGGAGACGGGGGGGAAGCAGCAAGCAGUGGGGCGGACUCUCCGGACAGUGCGCUGAGCUCGCUAACUGAAGUUCCCCCCGACGAUGACCGCCCAAAACCAGUCCAGAUUGUAGUGGCCAAGCUGGACCACACAUUUGAGCUGGACCACGAGGCUCUGGAGGAUAUCCUCCUCUCGGAUGAGGUCCGAGAUAGGAAAGUGGUCGUCAUCUCUGUCGCCGGGGCCUUCCGCAAGGGGAAGUCGUUUCUCCUCGACUUUCUCAUUCGAUACCUGGACAGAGAGGUGGGGGAGGGAUGGUGGAUGGGGGAGGAGGGGGAGGAGGGGGAGGAGCUGACUGGGUUCACGUGGAGAGGAGGGAUCGAGAGGGAUACAACUGGCAUCCUCAUGUGGAGCAAGCCCUACAUCAUCCCACUACCCAACUCCCGAGAAGAGGUUGCUGUCCUACUCCUGGACACCCAGGGUGCCUUUGAUAACCAGUCCACAGUGAAGGACUGUGCCACCAUAUUUGCCCUCAGCACCAUGGUCUCCUCUCUUCAGGUCUACAACCUCUCUGGUCUAAUACAGGAGAAUGAUCUUCAGCACCUACACCUAUUCACUGAGUAUGGUCGACUGGCCAUGGAAGAGAACUCUGGCAUCAAACCAUUUCAGGUAAAAAGAAACAUUCUCUGUGUUGCCUUGUGCGAGAUUGGAGCUACCCCUAUGAUCAUGAGUUUGGAGAGAAGGGAGGCACAGACUAUCUUAAGAAAGUCUUACAGGCAAGCAAGUUCUCUGAGCACGGACUAUUACAUAAGCUUACCUCAUCCCGAAGAUAUUGACUCCAGUUUCAAGGAGAACCUAGCCCAGCUGGUCCCUCUCCUGGUCUCCGGGGAAGGGCUCAUGGUCAAGAAGAUCAACGGGAACCCCGUCACUGGCAGCGGACUCCUUGACUGCUUCCAGGUCAGCUGGUUCUACUAGUGUGGGUGGGUGUAUGCUCUCUUACUGCAUGUUCAUGCAUAUCCUGUUGUCUGGUGUGCUCAAAGGUCUACAUGAAAAUCUAUCAAAGUGAAACGCUCCCCGAACCGAAAUCAAUGUUGGAGGCUACGGCUGAAGCCAACAAUCUGAAUGCCCAGAACGCCUCCAGAGACAGAUACAUAAAGGAAAUGGAAAAGGUUUGGAAGUCCUCCCUUAUUUAGCCCUGAACUACAGGGGUUCCCCUCAUUUGCAUGCACACUGUGUCCAUCUUUCUCUCUCUCGUCUUCAGCUGUGUGGGGCUGAAACUCCAUACCUUGCUCCGGAGAAACUCGAGGCAAAGCACAAGGAGUUGACCCAGCUUUGCCUGGAGCAGUUCAAAACCACCCGUAAGAUGGGUGGCGAGGCAUUCAGCGCAGCUUUCGAGGAGCGUCUUCAGAAAGAGAUGAUGGAGGCGUACGAGUCUUUCCUCAAGCGAAACGAGAGCAAACACAUCAUGAAUGCCUACCGCACGCCGGCAGUUCUGGUGACUGUGAUGGCCGUGUCUUACUUCAUCUCUAGCAUCCUGGACAUGAUGGGCAUCGAGUUCCUCUCGCAGUCUGCUAUCUUUGGUCUCUACAUCCCCCUUCUCUGUGUCCUUCUCUGGAGCUACGUGAGGUACAGCGGGAACUUCAGGGAGGUCGGUCAGGCCAUCGACAACGUCACUGCCGUCGUCUGGGAAAAUGCUCUGCAACCGCUCUAUGCCAAGUUGAUGCAGAAGGGCCUCCAACAUGCUGUCAAGAUAGGGACUGGGAAAUCGAAAACCGAAUGACCCUCUGAUUCGCAUGCUGUGUAUAUUACGCAUGGUUAUCUUUAGGAGCUUAUCAUUUCAUGCACCCAACACUGUCUUACUCCAGUCUGUAUAUCUGAUCUCUCCCCCCAUUCACCAUCUCACUCAUUCACUAUAUUGCACUAUAAUUCACUGAUACUA
This is a messenger RNA of Geodia barretti, 2061 nucleotides long. NCBI's taxonomy places the organism in Eukaryota, Metazoa, Porifera, Demospongiae, Tetractinellida, Geodiidae. The record is from the annotation of a GenBank genome assembly.